UAAUAGUUAUCCUUAAGUAUUUGAAUCUGUUACUAAUCAUUAUAAUUAAUAAUAUAUUGGCGUAUUUGAACAAUUCUCGGUUAUCACAUCAUCGCCCCAUCUAUUCAUUCUUGAGAUUACAUGUUCAUUUAGAUGUUUCAUGUAUAAUGUGUCUCUUCGAUAUAUUUUUGGUAUUAAUCAAGAUAUUAUAAUUUUUUGCGCAGUAUAAAUUACUAAAACAUAAAUAUUUUAACAAAUCAACAUGUCAAAAAAAAGAUCAAGAGAUGCUUCAAAGAGUUCAAAUGAUGUUGAAUUGCAGGUUAAUAACACAGGUUCAAUAAAGCAAUUAGAGAAUGUGAACAUCCAAAAUAAAAAUAAUCUUAUACCAUCUAUUUGUAAACCAGCUCCAUUUAGUACAGAUGCUGAUGCCAUUAUUGAACGAACUACAUGCGAUUAUGAUACAAAAAUAACAAUGGACAUGGCUAAUUCGAGCACUGCACCCAGAAAAAUAAGAGUUUAUGCUGAUGGUAUAUAUGAUAUGUUUCAUCAAGGUCAUGCAAGGCAAUUAAUGCAAGCUAAAACUAUUUUUCAAAAUGUUUAUUUGAUUGUUGGAGUGUGUAGUGAUAGAAUUACACAUGCAAGAAAAGGCAAAACAGUAAUGACGGAUGAAGAAAGGUAUGAAGCAGUAAGACAUUGUAGAUAUGUUGAUGAAGUUUUAAAAGAUGCUCCUUGGGAAAUUAAUGAUCAGUUUUUAAUAAAUAACAAAAUUGAUUUUGUUGCUCAUGAUGAUAUUCCAUAUAUAAAUGAAGAAGGAGAAGAUGUUUACCAAUCUUUAAAAGAUAAAGGUAUGUUUGUAGGUACUCAGAGAACCGAAGGUGUAUCAACAUCAGAUGUUAUAUCUCGAAUUGUUCGUGACUAUGACAUGUAUGUUAGACGUAAUUUAAAACGAGGAUAUAGUGCCAAAGAUUUAAAUGUAUCAUAUUUAAGGGAAAAAAGAUUAAAAUUACAAAACAAAAUGGAGGAGCUGAAAGAUCGUAGUAAGCGUGUUAUGGGGACCAUUGGCGAAAAAAGAGUAGAUAUAAUACAACGAUGGGAAGAAAAAUCUAGAGAUUUUAUUGUUUCAUUUUUAUUGCUAUUUGGUCGAGAUGGACCAAUUUCACAUUUUUGGAACGAUAGUAAAGGUAAAUUAUUACAAGCAUUUUCUCCUCCAGCAAGUCCAACAGAAAGCGGACGUAGUACCCCAGAAUUUGAAUCUAGCAGUUCAUCUGAAGAAAACUCGAGGUCGCCACCUAGAAAAUCAAUAAAAAAUGAUCACUAUUUAGAAGAUGAUUGUAAUGAUGAUGAUGAUGAUGAUGUUGAUAAUGAAGAAGACUUGUUAGAAAGAUAUGAUUAUAUUAAUGGAUCCAAUACUCAAUCUUAGUACCAAAUUAUUGUUAUGUUGAGAAAACAUUCUUAGCAUUAAUAGAUAAACUAAUCCUAAUGAAUAUGAAAUUAAAUUAUUUAUACACACAUAAAUGUGUUUUAAAAAUUAUAUAUACACAUUUUAUUUUAUACAAAAACCUACAUUUUUUUUAUUUUCAUACAUAAUUUUAUCAAUGUUAUGAAGAUUUAAAAGAAGUGUAGACAUUCAACUGUCAUUUACAAAUGUGAAGUGUUGUAUAAUUAUAAAGUUUAAUUUGUAUGCCUCUGCUUUUUAUAGAAUAUAUUUUGUAAAUGGGUUUAUAAAACACAA
Messenger RNA from Daktulosphaira vitifoliae (grape phylloxera), 1711 nucleotides. RefSeq names its product choline-phosphate cytidylyltransferase A-like. Lineage: Eukaryota; Metazoa; Arthropoda; Insecta; Hemiptera; Phylloxeridae. The transcript has 9 exons. Bases 242 to 1399 code for a protein of 385 amino acids. Gene Ontology annotation, molecular function: phosphatidylcholine binding; choline-phosphate cytidylyltransferase activity. The record is from RefSeq and is a predicted model, not a curated record. Gene Ontology annotation, biological process: CDP-choline pathway.